Molecule: messenger RNA, 1179 nt
Organism: Aspergillus wentii DTO 134E9
Lineage: Eukaryota; Fungi; Ascomycota; Eurotiomycetes; Eurotiales; Aspergillaceae
Exons: 1
Biological process (GO): positive regulation of transcription by RNA polymerase II
Cellular component (GO): nucleus
Molecular function (GO): transcription cis-regulatory region binding; DNA-binding transcription factor activity
Source: RefSeq, a predicted model, not a curated record
AUCACCCCGCUGCCCAAACCAUGCAAUACCCGGCUGUCUGCCAUUCUGCUGCGCUUCUUCGCCAGCGACAUUGCCGUCCGGUUUGAUCUAUGCGAUCCGCAGUCGCAUUUCUCCCGCGUGGUCCCCCAGCGCGCCAGAUCCUCCCCCCCGUUACUUCACGCCAUCCUCACCACCUCUGCCCGCCAUCUCAUCCGUAUCCCGCGGUACCGCAAUGCCGCCGGCGUCGUCGAAUGGCAGGGGCAUUGCCUGCCCGAUCUGACCGAAGAAUCGGCCGUCCGGUAUCACAACGAGUGCAUUCGGGAUCUCCUCGCCCUGAGCAUGGAUCCGGUGCAGAUCCACAACGACGACCUGCUGGCAGCGGCUAUCAUUCUCCGGACGGAUGAAGAAAUGGACGCCCCCCUCCGUGAAGAACCCGAAGACCACGAGGUUUUCCUGCGCAUGCUGGCCGUCUUCAUCGCUGCCCAGAUCGCCCAGCCCGGCACGGUGGGCGGAUUCCGCGAAGUCGCCUUCUGGAUCGCUCUGCGCCAGGAGGUGUUUACCUCGUUUGUGAAACAGCGGGCUCUGAACUUCCCCCUCGCGCACUGCGAGGCGUUCCGCUCGCUCUCCCCCGCCGAGGAUCCCGUCUGGGCCAAUCGGCUCAUCAUCUUCUGCGCUGACGUCCUCGAGUACUGCUACGGCAGUGGCGAGGUGGCUCCCGAGCACAGUUCGACCCGGUGGUGCGAGCUAGUCGAGUACCAGAAUUUACUGGCGCGCCAUCUCCCCGCGUCGUUCGAGCCGCUCUACAACCGCAGCCCCGAUCACGCAGCCGGGGAGGUCUUCCCCGAGAUCUGGCAUCUGGACCGCUGGCACGUCACGGGGGUCAGCCAUGCCGAGUUGGCGCGGAUUCUGCUGGUGGUCUUUGACCCCAUGCGACCGCGACUAGGCCCCGGAUCGGCGGCGGGGCAGCGGGCGAUGGCCGAGGAAGUGCGGGGGAUUGUGCGACGGCUAUGUGGGAUGGCGGUGUGCAAUCGCCGACUGCCGCCGGUGUUCAACACGGCGCUGAUGGGGAUCGUGACGUGCGGGGAGUAUUUCGAGGAGAGGCGAGAGCAGGAGGCGCUGCUGGGGGUGUUGGGGGUGAUGCAGCGAGAGCACGCGUUUCCUACGUCCAAGAUUGAGGAGCGAUUCGACUGGAGUAGAUAA